Messenger RNA from Trichosporon asahii var. asahii CBS 2479, 1128 nucleotides. RefSeq lists its product as uncharacterized. The coding region runs from base 1 to 1128 and encodes 375 amino acids. The transcript has a single exon. Lineage: Eukaryota; Fungi; Basidiomycota; Tremellomycetes; Trichosporonales; Trichosporonaceae. The record is from RefSeq and is a predicted model, not a curated record.
AUGUCGUCCUUCUUCGGGCACGGUGCGCACGACCCAUCCCGACGGCCAAGCGGCGGCACCAACGGACGACCCCCUCCUCUACCUCCACGACAGUCCAGCCCCGUCUCAACGACGGGCCGCCGCCUUCCUCCUCCUCUCCCGCCUGGGCCUAAGCCUGCUCUACCCGAUCAGCGGCGAAGACUACCUCCUCCCGUCCCCCCAGCUGUGCCCGCUGUUCCCCCAAUGCCCACGGCUACACUUUCGGCCCCCCCGCCAGUCCCCGCUCCGCCAACACGCAUGUCCCCGCCAAAACCUCCCGCGCUGCUCACGAGCAUAGGACCCCUUCCGACCCCUCCAAACUUCAACACAGGCUACACAGGAAACGGGGGCAACUAUGGUCCGCCGCCCAUCCCUCCACGAAUCGGCACGCAGAGCGCACAGAGCGCUGGGCCUGGAUCUGGGUCGCAAGCCCCCGAAGCCUCCAAUCCACCGCCCCUUGCCCAGAACAAUGUCAACAAUCAGAUCCACCACAUUCAGGCUCCUCAGGUCCAACCCGGGCACAUCGGGUAUCCGGCACAGGUCCACCAGGUCCAGCCUGUCCAGCCUGUUCCUCUUGUUCAGCCUGAUCACUCAACACAGCAUCAGCUAUAUGACCAGCCCAGCCAGGCAAGCCAGCCAGCGGGGCACAUCGAGCCAGUGCAGCAGCAACACAACUGGGAAGCAGUAGAGGACGGAGAUCCAGACGAGCCCCCGCCGCCGCCGUACUCCGAGACAGCCGCGAAUGGGGAGCAAUCGUUGAAUGAGCUGCACGACACCUCGCCGCAGGCUCCUCAAUCUCCGCAUGUCCCGGUUGUCCCAACUCCCCAGCCCGCUACGCAGACCUUCCCAACCCCUCACCUCGCCCCAGUCACCCAUGCCCCUCAGUUCUACCACGAUCCUCUGUCACCGCAUUCCCCAAAUGUCCAAUCGCCCAUCUCGCCGAUUCAGCCAGUACACCACUUUGGAGGCAUGACUCAGCCCUUGCCGCCCGUUCCGCAACUCGGUCAGGCGCAACAAGGACAGCCAGAGGGGAGACGGCUGGGGUACCUCAACUCCGCGAACAGGCAGCAGCAUUGGUCGGAGUCGCUGCCGCCUAUUGACAGGAGAUAG